Molecule: messenger RNA, 1294 nt
Organism: Magallana angulata
Lineage: Eukaryota; Metazoa; Mollusca; Bivalvia; Ostreida; Ostreidae
Exons: 4
Coding region: 30-1151 (373 amino acids)
Source: RefSeq, a predicted model, not a curated record
GUCUGUCGCUGUCCUCACAAUGCCCAACCAUGAAGCUCCUGAGUCUGUCAGUGGUUUUAGCUAGCCUGUUGGCGGUGGGUGAGCCACACGGGUACAUGAUAGAGCCACCCCAGCGAUCCUCCAUGUGGAGGGUGUAUGAAGGGUUUACUCCAAAUUACAACGACAUGGAACUCUUCUGCGGCGGAGUUGCGAAACAAUGGGAUGAAAUGGAUGGGAAAUGUGGAACCUGUGGCGAUGCAUAUGAUGCAGAAGUUCGUGAUAACGAGGCUGGAGGAAUCUACGCUACUGGCGUGAUUGGACGAAAUUACACACGUGGUCAAGUCAUCACGGUACAGAUUCGGCUAACAGCAUCUCAUUUAGGAAACUUUCAGUUCAAAAUAUGCCCCCACAACAACCCAAAAGUACCUGUGACCCAGGAGUGCCUCAACCAACACAAAUUGAAUUUAGCGGGAACAGACGAGCAUCACUUCUAUCCCAAAGAAACAGGAUAUUACGACAUAGAUCUCCAACUUCCGCCGGACAUGGUGUGCUCACAGUGCAUUCUUCAAUGGCAUUACACUGCAGGAAACACGUGGGGUUGUGCGCCAGACGGGGACUGUUGUCUAGGGUGCGCCUCAAAACAGGAGACCUUCAUCAACUGUGCUGACAUCGCUAUAUUUGACGAUGGCGGCGUGGCACCGCCCACCUCUGGGCCUUCCACUGGAAAUCCCCCAACUCAGGCGCCGACUACGGCACAGCCCACAGAAAGACCGACGACCCAAGCCCCACCGACAGCGGCCCCUACAACUCAUAGUCCCACCACACAAAGCCCAACUGAUGCCCCCACGACACAGGGCCCAUCCACACAGUCACCGACCGACGACUGUGUGCUGAUGGAGUGCCCAGUGGGCCUGACCUUGAUGUGUGAUGGCACAGGAGAUCUUGCUGGGGAUCUGACUAGGCAGCGAUUUUGUAACGACCACUGUCGGCUGCAAACGGCAUCGUGCACUACUCAGUUAUGCUCGUGUACGUGCAAAAAGAUAACCUGCAAGGCUGUUGGUGGCUACGAGGGCUCUCCGACCCACGACGACUGGUGCCAGACGAUCUGUACUCAGGAUUCGAACCUCUGUCCAGAUCACAGGGACCAGUGUCAGUGUACGGAGGACCUGUAAACAGUUGAGAUUAUGAUUGUAUAUAUAUAUAACCGCUGUCGAUAUGGUCUCUUCUAUAGUUUAUUGACUUAAAGGAAUUCUUGUUUUCUUUACAUGGGUAUUAUAUUCUGUCUUUACUUUACUCUAAUAAACAGGAACUGAAA